UGAUCUCGACAUCUUCCUCUCUACCCCUUCGUUUUCUCCGAUUGAAAAACCUGAAAAAUGAAUUCAGAUCGAUCCACUUCUGGACAAUCGUUUUGUUUUCUUAGUUUUAAUCAUUCAUUGAUGGGUUCGUUUCGUUUUCUUUGUUUCAUCCCUAUUUAUACGAUGAUGCCUUUUCAUUUAAAAAACCCUAAUCGAAAACUCACUCUCCGCAACGAAACACUAUGUCAACAAAGCCAAACGGCAAAUCGAUCAUCUCCUCCUCCGACAGCAACGACGAGUCGAAAACCGGAUCUAAUCCAGUUCAAUCCGCCGUGGUUAAAGCGAACGGGAAGAUGCAUGUUUCCUCCGAUGACAAUCGCGAACUAAUGCUCUUCAACGAAGUAUCACUGGGUCCUCAGGAAACGGAUUUGCGGUUUCGUCUGAUUCACUUCUGGGAAGCUCGAAAUCCACUGAAAAAGACUCUGAUCGGUCUUGAGAUGCUUCUCAUCGACGAACAGGGGACCGUUAUUCAAGGCUUCGUCCCACCGGGAAGAAUCAAAAAAUUCAUGCCGCAUAUGAGACAAGGCGGUCUCUACACUCUCACCAACUUCUACGGAUCCAGAAACAAAGAGGUGUUCCGGGUUGCUGCUCACAGCGUGACAAUCUCCUUCUCCCACACUUCCGAGUUGGCGCCCCUUGAGAACAGUCCCGUGGACUUUGAGGAGGACCGUUUCCGGUUCCAUUCCUAUGAAGACUUCGAAGCUGGUUGUGAUAUGAAAGGUGAUCUUUUCGAUGUUAUUGGACACUUGAAACUGGUUAACGGCCAGAGCCUUGAUAGGCGCCCCUUCAUUGACGAUGCCGAGCUCGCAACCACUCGGCGUAUAUUGGUUCAUGUGCAGUCGCAUGAGGGACCUGUUAUGAAGCUCUAUCUUUGGGACCAAGCUGCUGUGGAUUUCUGCAAGAAGUUCAAGUCUUCUGACAACACUCCCUCCGUGAUUUUGGUGACUACUGUUUACCCCAAACGUUUAGGAGUUGCUCUCACAUCCAUGACCUCUUCACGGGUCUUUUUAGACUACGAUGUCCAACCAACUAAGGAGUAUAUCGGCUGGUUGGGAAGAAAUCCAGAUAUUGCCAACAGGUCAAUGCAGAAGUGGUUACAAAAACUGAGACAUUGACUAUUGGAGAAAUAUUCUCCUACAUGAAGCAGGAAGCGGUGAAGGU
This is a messenger RNA of Brassica oleracea var. oleracea, 1200 nucleotides long. RefSeq lists its product as uncharacterized. The transcript has 6 exons. Lineage: Eukaryota; Viridiplantae; Streptophyta; Magnoliopsida; Brassicales; Brassicaceae. The record is from RefSeq and is a predicted model, not a curated record. Bases 222 to 1154 code for a protein of 310 amino acids.